Seriola dumerili (greater amberjack) is the source of this 4975-nucleotide messenger RNA. It is a transcript of the gene exoc6b, whose product is annotated as exocyst complex component 6B. The transcript has 24 exons. Gene Ontology annotation, biological process: intracellular protein transport; exocytosis; Golgi to plasma membrane transport. Gene Ontology annotation, cellular component: membrane; exocyst. The record is from RefSeq and is a predicted model, not a curated record. Lineage: Eukaryota; Metazoa; Chordata; Actinopteri; Carangiformes; Carangidae. Bases 71 to 2548 code for a protein of 825 amino acids.
CCAGCCAGUCCGCUCUGCCUGGCUCGGCUCAGCUCAGCUCAGCUCGGAACCGUCCACAGCAACAUGCAGGAUGGCGAGCAUGGAGACAGCCGCCGAACACGAACGUAUCCUGCGGGAGAUAGAGAGCACAGACACCAACUGUAUCGGACCGACCCUCCGGUCGGUGUACGAUGGGCAGGAACAUGGCCUGUUCAUGGAGAAGCUGGACGUUCGAAUCAGGAACCAUGACAGAGAGAUCGAGAAGAUGUGCAACCAUCACUUCCAGGGGUUCGUGGACUCCAUCACAGAGCUGCUCAAAGUACGAGGGGAGGCGCAGAAGCUGAAGAGUCAGGUGACUGAGACCAACAGGCGUCUUCAGGAUGAUGGCAAAGUGCUCAUCACAUCCAUGGAGGAGUUGAAACAGUGUCGAGUACAACAGAGAAACAUCGCUACUACUAUAGACAAACUGUCGCACUGCCUACCAGUCCUGGAGAUGUACAGCAGACUUCAGGAGCAGAUGAGGGCCAAAAGGUACUACCCAGCGCUGCGGACGUUGGAACAGCUGGAGCAGACGUGUCUUCCCCGGGCGGGUCAGUACCGCUUCUGCUCCAUCAUGGCAGAAAACAUCCCCAAGCUGAGGACACAGAUCCGGGACACAGCCAUGACACAGCUGAGAGACUUCCUGGAGAGCAUCCGGAAACACUCUGAGAAGAUAGGAGAGACGGCCAUCAAACAGGCCCAGCUACAGCGCUCACUGGACAGCUCCGUCGCCACGCAGCCGAGGGCCCUGUUUGGCCGACGCGGCAGAAAGGAGGCGGCGGCGGCGGCGACGGGGACGGGAACCGACAGCGACGGACAGGGCGGCAGUCCAGUGUCGGAACAGGACUCUGGCAUUCUGGAUGUGGAGGAUGAAGAGGAGGAUGAUGAAGUCCCAGGAGCUCAUGACUUGGUGGAUUUCUCUCCAGUUUACCGCUGUCUGCAUAUCUACACUGUGCUGGGUUUGCGUGACGUGUUUGAGAACUACUACAGAAAGCAGAGGAGGAAACAGGCUCGCCUCGUGCUGCAGCCCCACUCUAACAUGCAUGAAACCUUGGAGGGAUACAGGCGGUACUUCAAUCAGAUUGUCGGGUUCUUUGUUGUGGAGGAUCACGUUCUUCACACCACGCAGGGUUUGGUCAACAGAGCGUACGUUGAGGAGCUUUGGGAGCUGGCGCUGUCCAAAAUUGUCGCCGCCCUGAGGACACACUCGUCGUACUGCGAUGACCCUGACCUGGUGCUGGAUCUGAAGAACCUUAUUGUCCUUUUUGCUGAUACACUGCAGGGUUAUGGCUUCCCGGUGUCACAGCUGUUCGACAUGCUGCUGGAGAUGAGGGAGCAGUACGGAGAGAUCCUGCUCAAGAAGUGGAACAUCACCUUCAGGCAGGUGUUGGACCAGGACAACUACAGUCCAAUCCCAGUCUCAACAGAGCAGGAGUACAGACACUACACUUCCCAGUUUCCCCUGCAAGACCCCGAACUGGACAAGCUUCCCUUCCCCAAGAAGCUUCCCUUCUCCGAGUUUGUGCCAAAAGUCUACUGCCAGCUCAAAGAGUUCAUCUAUGCCUGUCUGAAAUACAGUGAGGAUCUUCAUCUCAGUUCCACGGAGGUCGACGAUAUGAUCCGCAAGUCGACAAAUCUGUUGUUGACCAGAACCCUCAGCCACUGUCUGCAGUACGCCAUUAAAAAGAAGAAUGUCGGGCUGGCAGAGUUGGUGCAGGUGAUCAUUAACACCACCCACCUGGAGCAGAGCUGCCACUUCCUGGAGGAGUUUAUAUCAAACAUCACCAAUGUUCCUCCUGACACAGUAAACGCUACCAAGCUGUACGGGACCUCCACCUUUAAGGACGCUCGUCAUGCGGCGGAGGCGGAGAUCUACACCAGCCUGAACGCCAAGAUCGACCAGUUCCUGCAGCUGGCUGAUUACGAUUGGCUGGCCGCGGUGCAGGGAGGCGGGACUCUGACUGCCAGCGACUACCUGAUCGACCUGAUCGCUUUUCUGAAGAGCACCUUCAGCGUGUUCACCAACCUGCCUGGAACUCCAAUAGAACACGCUACCUUACCGGGUAAAGUGGCCCAGACCGCCUGCAUGUCGGCCUGUAAACACAUCUCCACCUCCCUGAUGCAGCUCCUUCUCGACCCGGAGGUCCGACAGAUCUCCAUGGGAGCUCUACACCAGCUCAACACCGACGUCAAGGAGUGCGAGAGUUUUGCCAGAGCCGGCCCGGUCGCAGGCUUCCAGGGUGACACGUUGCUUCUGGCCUUCAGUGACUUGAGACAAUUGCUGGAACUGUUCACCCAGUGGGAUUGGUCGACCUACCUGGCUGACUACGGCAAACCCACCUGCAAAUACCUGAGAGUCAACCCACACACUGCACUGGCCCUGCUGGAGAAGUUAUUUAAGCCGAUGAAGGAGAUGAGCAGGAAGAACAACGUCUUCGCCCAGUUCAGGAAGACGGACAGAGACCGACAGAAACUCAUCGACACCGUCAUCAAGCAGCUACGCAACCUCAUCGCACAGCACCACACCUAAAGUGAAACACCCGAUUGGCCAGCCGGCCCGACGCCACCUUCUAAUUGGCUGAUUGAAUCUCGAAACCUUAACUUCCGAUCUAUGACGCCCAAAACAAGCAACAAGCUCAUUGGAUAACAAGCUCGUGCUGUGGUGUCAGUCAGUUUCACUUCAACUCAAAUUGAUCUGCGUGAAACUUAACAAGAAAAAUCAUCAGCGUGGCUCAAGACACAAGCUGAACUUUGACCUUUAAAGAUAAAGUUAUCGAUCUGGUUCAAAUUCAUGCCCAAAAGAAAAAUAAACAUCAUCACCUGCCUUAUUCUCAAACGUGAUUUGGUCUUAAUCUUAAAAGCUGCUGGGAUGUGUUCGAUUUCUGGCCUGUGGAGAACGAUCAAUUAGAGCAAAUGAAUUAUUUUAAAGUUAAAUCACCUGCUAAAACAUCAUCACAAUCAGUGAUUAGAAAAUAUAAAACGUAUUCAUUGUGCUCAACUGAAGUGUUCCUAAACCACAUACUCUUCUUGUUCAUCCUUCUCAUUUGAAAGAAAUCUCUCAGUUUCCAGUUGCUGUGACACUUUGUUGCUGUACUUGUUGCUGGAUGCUGUCGAGCCUCGUUACCAACAUAUUUAUAAAUGGGAACCCGGGUUCAUUUCAUCCGUAAGUUACGUGGGAAUCGUGUGCGAGAAUCUACGUGGGGUUUUCUUUUAGCGAGAACUCACAUUUUCAGAUUUUCUUCUUUGUCGUAAACUCUAACCGAACGGGCUGGUUAAGCAGUCUGUCGCCUUUAACGUCUUCCACAUCGCUCGCUCUCUCACUGUUGCACAGUAACAGCACGUUUUGAAUGUACAUCAGCGAGGGUCGUCUUCAGAAGCAGAAUGUGACGUUGUGACAUCGCAGCAGGCCGAGCACUGAACUAAAAUAAAUUAGUAGAUAUUGGUGGCGAAUAAAGAGAAUGUUACUCCUGUAUCCCUUAUCUUCUAAUAAAGGGGGAUGUCGACGAAAAAUGGCAACCCUUCUCCCUCUUAAUAUACAACCUGCAAACACUUGAAACACUUGAAUGGCUGCUUACAUCUGGCAACCUCAUUCCCACAUCCUAACACAUGAAAGCACAGUGAGUGUCUGGGAUAUAAAGGGGGGGGGGUGUUGUCCAAACAUGGCAACCCACUCCAUCAGAUUUGAACUGGGGGGGAUGCUGCCUGAGCAUUUUAUACUCAUGUAUAGACGUCUCGGUCUUAAAGAGGGGGAUAACACCCCAACCUGGCAACUGCUCUAAAGUGUAUAGUGUUUUGUUUGUGUGGUUGAUUAGAAAGAAACUAAUUUGUAUAGAAAUCAUUGUACUAAUGGCAAGCACACACUUUCAUGUCUUCCAUAUGCCAAGCUGUGUGUGUGUGUGUAGUGUCGCUGCACAAACUUUUGUUUAGUUAAAGCACAGGACAUAGUUACACUCUCACUAGACUAUUUUUGGGUCUUUAACCAAUAUGGGUCUUUUUUCUUUUGCUCUUUGUGUUGCUUUUUUCUUGGAACUUUGGUGCAAUAAUAGCAUUGGAAACUGCAGCAUUGUGUGUGUGUGUGUUAAUCAUUGUGCUUUUAUAAAGGGAUUCAAACUUACAGCGUGGGUGUCAGAAGGGAAUUUAAUUUGUUCCACAUUCGAUCAUGUCGUGUGGGUGUUUCUGUGAGUUUGUGUUCACUUGUGCAUGUCGGCGAAGUGUGUGUGUUUGGGUUUUUUUUGUAUCCAUCCUUAGCUGUGUAUCAUUUUUAGGUGUUAGUAAGGGGACGGGGCCGUCGUUAUUGAAUGUGCCUUUGCUGUGUUUAGUUUUAUUUCCCUGCCGAUGAAGCAGCAACACUGUGAUGUUUGGACUCUGGACACAUAUAUGUACAAUAACAAAAGCAACCAGUGGGUUAUCUUCACUCAAAGUCCUCUUUCUGGGGCUUUCAACCACAUCUAUUCGUUACUUUACCUUUUCUGUGACACUAAUAAUGAUGCUCUAUGCUGCUUUUGAUUUCAUCCAAGUAGUAACCUGCAGUAACACAAAUAUUUAGACUUGAAAUGGGAACUGAUCUUAAAGAGCGUAAAGAUCUUGCCAUUAUACUUUAAAUUGCUAAUGAGCUUCAGCUGCUGAAUUUUGGAUGCAUUAAAUGUACUUGCCCAUUUGGUAAAGGAGCAGCUCCAACCUCUUUGCUCAAAAGCACUGUGGUAGUAAUAGGCAAGGUUGACCGACAACCCUCCAGUCACCUGCCAUCACUCUGACCCUAGUCCUGCUUGUCUGACAGUGUUCAGAGUCCUUGCGCUGCAGAUGUUGCUGCUGCUUUGUUUUGUAUUUUGUAAACAGAAAUCUUUAUUGAGACAGAAGCACUGUAAACGCUGUUGUAUUAAACCACUAAUAAAAUAAACUUAAAUAAAAAUACUAAUGAAGUUGCAACAAAUACCAACAGACAAAUACGGAAUAAAUG